AUGCCAUUUGCUCUCCGCAGCGCAGCUCAGACAUUCCAGCGUUUUAUGGAUCAGGUCAUUCGUGAACUCACUUUCCUUUUCUUCUACAUUGACGAUGUCUUGGUUGCAAGUCCUAACCACGACGAACACUUGCGUCAUCUGCGCCCACUUUUUGAACGAUUUGCGUAUGAUGGGGUUGUUAUCAAUGCCUGCAAGAGUCAGUUCGGUGUCGAUGCGGUAGACUUUCUCGGUCACUAUGUUUCUUCCGGCGGAAUUGCACCCCUACCUGACAGUGUGACAGCUAUCACUGAGUACCCCAUCCCUGAUUCUGCCAAAAAGCUACGUCGGAUUAUAGGCAUGGUUAGCUUCUACAGACGUUUCAUCCCGCACUGUUCCUAG
This is a messenger RNA of Dicrocoelium dendriticum, 378 nucleotides long. The record is from the annotation of a GenBank genome assembly. Lineage: Eukaryota; Metazoa; Platyhelminthes; Trematoda; Plagiorchiida; Dicrocoeliidae.